Messenger RNA from Hydractinia symbiolongicarpus, 1247 nucleotides. RefSeq lists its product as uncharacterized. The coding region runs from base 351 to 872 and encodes 173 amino acids. Lineage: Eukaryota; Metazoa; Cnidaria; Hydrozoa; Anthoathecata; Hydractiniidae. The transcript is spliced from 2 exons. The record is from RefSeq and is a predicted model, not a curated record.
CUCAUCUAGAAGAAUUCCAUGAACACAUCAACGGCCUACAUCGACAAAUCAAAUUCACUGUUGAGCUUGAACACGAUGGAAGUAUCGCUUUCCUGGACACUUUGGUCAAACGCAAGAAUGGUUCCAUUUCAGUUUCAGUGUAUCGUAAACCAGCACACACUGACCAGUACCUUAACUUCGAAUCAAACCAUCAGAAAUCUUGCAAAGAAAGUGUCAUAUCUUCAUUACUGAAUCGUGCCAACAGUGUAGUCAGUGACAAACAGGAGAGGAAAAUAGAAAUUCGACGUGUAAGAAAUGCAUUAAUCACAAAUGGAUACAGUCAUAAAGUCAUCACGCAAGUAGAAAAUAAAAUGAAGAGAAGAUGCAACGGAGACAACAAGGAAACAUCAGAGGAAUUUAUCGCAUCAGCAUUCCUACCCUUCGUACCAGGUACCAGCGAGAUCCUUCGUCGAGUUUUAAGGCAACACAAGAUCAAAUGCAUUCUUACCUCUAAAGACACCCUAAGAAGCACUUUGUCUAAACCAAAAGACAAAAUAAACCUGGAAGAGCAAAACAAUGUUGUUUACGAAAUCCCGUGUAAAGAUUGUGAUGCAGUGUAUAUAGGCGAAACAAAAAGAAAGUUUAAGCAACGAGUACAAGAACAUAUGCGCGCAGUGAGAAACGGAGAUGUGAAGAAAAACGAAAUUGCGGACCACAGCUGGAGCAGAAGUCAUCAGUUUAAUUGGGAUGAGAAGAAAAUCAUUGACAGAGAAUCCAGAACAACGGCCAGGAAGAUUAAAGAAACCAUCAACAGUGUAGAACGUAACAAACACAUAAACAGCAUCUCGUAUCAACUUCCUGAGAUUUGGUUACCAGCCCUACAGAAGAAGUAGUUACCUACAUCCAGGUCCGAAAAUGUUAAUUACCGUAAUUAACUGUAAUUAUCAGCUCGUUUCUGAUUGGUUAAUUUUUAUGAAUUUCGAUCCUCUGCAAUUAUAUAAAUACAUGCGCAACAUCAUUUUACUUUGCCCGAUGAUGGGAGAAGGAUCUCCCGAAACGUCGCCUACUAAACUAUCAUUUUCAAGAAAUGAUAAACUUUCCACAGUAAUAUGAAUACUGAACAGACAAACCGAAAUAAUAUCUUCAAUAAUUGUCAAGUUAUAUUACACAGAUAAUAUACAGAGAUUGUCAUGUCCAGUAUACAGACGAAGACGAAGAUCCUACACAACCACUUGACUCCCGAUUUCUUGAUGAAGACGACCUUCCAG